CGACGAAUCGGUAUUCGAGGGUCCACAAAAAUGUGUCUAAUACCACCAUGCUAUGCUUUGCUGAAGCAGGUCGGGCUCGGCCAGCUCUGCGGACCGGUCAUACGAGUCUGACGGAGCACCAUCUUACUACUCUCCAACCCAGUUAUCAACAUCAACAAUGCUGGGUUGUCUGUUGUGCCAUGAAAGACAAGCCGAAGCCAAUCGAUGCUUUGGCUCGAUGAAACAAGAAAUCAGUCCAACAAUUCCUAGUGCUGCACUUGCAACAUCAUGAUUCAUCUCAUUGAUCUCUCUCUUUUGGAAAUUCUACUUUUUUUUUCUGUACAACUUUCUUCUCUUUUUCCAUUUAUCAACUUGUUUGAGUCCUCAUAUGCCCGCUUUCAAGCUUCAUACAUGCUAUUAUGAUUUUGAUUUCAAUUGUCUCAUUCCUAAACCAGUGUUGAGAGUAGUCUAGAUUCACUGAGAAUAUACUAAAUUUUUGAUAUGUCAAUUCAAUCCCUCAAUGUCGA
This is a messenger RNA of Puccinia graminis f. sp. tritici CRL 75-36-700-3, 506 nucleotides long. RefSeq lists its product as uncharacterized. The transcript has 3 exons. The record is from RefSeq and is a predicted model, not a curated record. Lineage: Eukaryota; Fungi; Basidiomycota; Pucciniomycetes; Pucciniales; Pucciniaceae. Bases 48 to 221 code for a protein of 57 amino acids.